Etheostoma spectabile (orangethroat darter) is the source of this 2445-nucleotide messenger RNA. RefSeq names its product solute carrier family 52 member 3-1 (gene slc52a3-1). The transcript is spliced from 4 exons. Gene Ontology annotation, biological process: riboflavin transport. Gene Ontology annotation, molecular function: riboflavin transmembrane transporter activity. Gene Ontology annotation, cellular component: plasma membrane. The record is from RefSeq and is a predicted model, not a curated record. The coding region runs from base 395 to 1738 and encodes 447 amino acids. Lineage: Eukaryota; Metazoa; Chordata; Actinopteri; Perciformes; Percidae.
AUCAGAUUUGAUCUUCCUGUUGGGGCAGGCAAAUAAAUGUCAGCUGAGUGAAAAGGGUGCUUUGAAGUAUUUCAGCACUGAACUUGACCUAAUUUAGAGGUGGGUGCAGUUAAGAAAGCUCGGUGGAUAUGGACACUGCCCUCUGUUAUCCAGUGGAGCUGAUCAACUGCUGGAGUGGACUCUGACCUACCCAGAAGCCACAAGUAAUUGUCAUCAGCGCGUGCAUGUUAAAACCACCAAAGGAGGUCUGUCACUAACCUCUAUGUAAGAUGACAGCAAGUCAUAUUCAACGCCUCCAGGGACUGAAAAAGCUUGCAUGACAAGGAGCAGAGUAGGAACCAUUUAGGAAGGCGGCAUCUUCUGCGAACUUUCUUCAGACCAAUCCGGCUACAUCAUGACCCUGCUCAUCCACAUGCUGGCCUGUGCCUUUGGCCUGGGCUCGUGGGUGGCAGUGAACGGUCUGUGGGUGGAGCUGCCGCUCAUCGUCAACACUCUCCCAGAGGGCUGGGAUCUCCCCUCCUACCUGACAGUCAUCAUCCAGCUGGCCAACCUGGGACCUCUGUUGGUCACCCUCAUGUACAAACUGUGGCCAGGUUGUCUCAAAGAGCGCAUUGUCAUUUACUCCAUCCUCUCCAUUGGCAUCCUCUCCUGCAUACUGCUUGCCUUAUUCUGGGACAAGACUACAACAGUGGCCGGGGCGUCACAUAGCACCGCCUUCUUCAUCAUCACCUUCUUCCUCUCUCUGGUGGACUGCACCUCCUCAGUUACCUUCCUGCCUUUUAUGAUGCAGCUUCCAGCAAAAUACAUCACCACAUACUUUAUUGGAGAGGGGCUAAGUGGUUUCAUUCCAGGCAUAGUCGCUCUGGGACAAAGUGUGGGCAUCGCCAAAUGUGUCAACUCCUCCCAAACUGCAGGAAACCAGACAGGCGUGGACACGUGGUCAUUACAUACAGAGUAUCUUCCUCCGAACUUUUCUACCGAGGUGUUUUUCUUCCUUCUAGCAGCCAUGAUGUGCAUAAGUCUGGCUGCUUUUGUUGCACUGAACAGGCUUUCUCGGACAUUCACGCUGUCCAGUGAAAACCUGGUGCCAGACACCGUUGCAUCUGUCAGCUCCGGCCUGGAGAAUCCUGGAGCAGGGACUGAUGGAGAAGGUGUAAAAUGUCAGGGUGAGGGGGCAACCCAGAGCAAGCUUCUGCUGGCUGGCCCAAAACACUCUAUGUACCAGCUGGCCUUCAUCUACUUUAUGGUGGUGUGGGUUAAUGGUGCAACCAACGGCGUGCUGCCCUCUGUGCAGACGUACUCCUGUAAGCCAUACGGGAACCUGGCCUAUCACCUCUCUGCUGCUCUGGCAUCAGUGGCCAACCCAGUGGCUUGCACCAUUGCAAUGUUCUUCAAAAACAGGUCACUGGUGUUUCUUGGCGUGCUGACAGCGUUGGGGACAGGAUUUGGCAGCUAUAACAUGGCUAUGGCAGCUAUGAGUCCAUGUCCUUUGCUUCAGGGGUCUGUGGUGGGAGAGAUGAUCAUUGUGCUCUCAUGGCUCUUCUUCACUGGAACGCUGUCUUAUGUCAAAGUAAUGGUGGGUGUCAUUCUGAGAGACCAGAGCCACAGCGCCCUGGUCUGGUGCGGAGCUGCAGCACAGAUCGGCUCGCUGGUCGGCUCGGUCACAAUGUUCCCGCUGGUUAACAUCUACCAGCUGUUUAAGUCAGGGAACUUCUGCAGCACUAAAUGUCCUUUAUGACAGUGAAUCUGAGAACUCUAGUACUGAGAGGCUGGAGACACUCUCAGGUAAAGGAAUAGUUUGUGCCAUUCUCAUAUCUGUGUGUUACAGUACGUUUUGCGCUAGAGGUGGGAGUCUAUUAGCUUAGUGUAGCAUAACAACUGGAAGAAACCGUUAGUCUCACUAAUUAACCUGUCUAUCUUGUUGAAUUCAUUCAAAAAUCAAGAUGUAAAAAGGUUGUGGUUUUACAGUGAGUUUUUAACUUUCUUGGCGACAGUUGGAGUGUUGUUUAUUGGAUGGAUAUAAUAAAGUAAAACACAUUUAAGCUUUAGUACGUAACUUUUUGAUAUUAAUAAAUGUCACAAACAUCAUGUUACAUUCAAGCCAUUAUCAAGUUGAUACAAAACUAAUAAAGACUAUCAGCUCCACACAACUCUCUCUGUAUUUCUCAGUAUGGCUAUGUUCAGAAGAUUGGCCCAAUCCCAAAGUCCGGACUCACAGACUCGUUCUCGCAAAAUUCGUUAAGGCUUAGGCUAGCUGUUUCCCCUCUUUCUUGUCUUUGUGCUAAGCUAAGCUAAUUGGCUUCUGGUUCUAGUUUCAUAAUUAGCCCACAUGUCAUUUUUUCACAUUCUUUGCACCUAACUGUGUUAACUCAUGUUAAACUCAUUUGAUACACUAUGAUAGAAAGAGCUCUUAACUUGUACACAUAUUAAAUUUAAAGAGUUCAA